GUGGUAGCCAGCCACGACAGCGUAACUUCGUCUUGUCUUCCGACGCGGGUCAACUAAGGCAGGCAGUGAGAUCAUCGUGGGCCCUUGCCGAUUUCUUAUCCACCAGGGGUCUCAUUUGCUGCAAUACGGGCCGCCCGGAACGUGCGAUUCGCCUGCCUGUGUGAUACUCACUGCCCGCACUCGGAUUCCCAAACUGUCCGCUGGAUGACACAGGGGCGAGCGUGUUCUUAUUCGACUAAGAUACCUCUCAUCCUGCCAAUGGGUACCGAUUGAAUGGCAUUUAGAUUUCAGGAUGAACUUAGUGCUGCAGUCAUUGACUCAAAAUGUGUUUCUUGUUACUGCCAAGGUGCCAGUUCAGUCAACCGAAGCUUUCCAGGCCCCCCAUCCAGCGUCAACCACCCACUCGCUUAAUGCGGUAUUCGUCAGAUGCAUUCCCUCCUUACUUGCACUCAGCUGAUUAAGAACAUAUCAAUCACACUUUCCCCACGUGACGACUAUCCCCCACUACAAGCCGUAUCAGUCGAUGCGGCAAGCAGGAAAUGACGACACAUCGCUUCCCAACCCAAGGCAGCACUGAUUGAACCUGGCAAACGACGAGGCUGGCGACAGCCUAACACAACGCGCUACGAAGAACCAUCCACUACAUACCAUAAAGACGCCUCGGUAGCCAAGGGUCUUUGUAUUGACGGUUUCCUUCAGCACUUUUGCUUGUCGAUCCGCACAACAUGGAGACGCUGAGAGCCAUAUUCGUCAAGCCUGAUCCGCAGCAACAGCUGCGGAAAUGUAACGCUCUCAUUCGCUCCAAUAUCCGUAAACUCGACCGCGACAUCAACCAAGUCAGGCAAGUCGAGGCCAAGACGAAGAACCUCAUCCUCCAAGCCGAUAAGCGAGCCCAACGAGACCCGACGAGACAGAAACAAGCACAGAAGGAGGCGCGCGACUUUGCGCGGGAACUCAUCCGCGCGCGAAAGACGAGCAAUCGCCUAGUCACCUCCAAGGCGCAACUCAACAGCGUGCAGAUGCAGGUCAAUGAGGCGUUUGCAGUGAGGAAGAUCGAGGGCAGCAUCCGCGCGAGCGUCGGUGUGAUGAAGGACGUCAACCGUCUGAUUCGGCUGCCUGAACUGGCCGGCACGAUGCAGGAACUCAGCGCGGAGCUCAUGAAGGCCGGCAUCAUCGAAGAGAUGGUCGGCGAGAGUCUGCCCGAGGACAUGGACGAGUUCGAAGAGGAGGAGGCCGAAGGCGAGGUCGACAAGGUUCUCGGUGAAAUUCUCAAGGACCGUAUGUCCAAGGAGAAGCUUCCCGCUGCGCCGGUCACGCAAGAACCCAAGCCGGUCGAGGUCGAGGAGGAGGAAGAGGAUGCCGAGGCUAUGAUGAACCAGAUGCGCAACAGACUGGAGGCCUUGCGGAGCUAAGGGCUUGCAUAUCGAUAAAGACGGCGUACGGCGUUUUGUUUCGCGGGCCAAUUCUGUCAGCUCAGCUUUUUUGAAGGCAACAUUUCACACAAGGGUCUGGAUACAGCGACGGAGACACGUCCAGGUCUGUCAGAGCCUCCACAGGCGAUCUGUCGGGAGUGUUCAUAAGUCGACAGUUUCUGUGGCUCUCAUUGUGCUCCCGGGUCAUCUUCAUGUUUCGUCUGGCGUUUGGAGUAGCCAUCAUUCAGAAGUAAACAUUGUCUUCACGUGUUGAAAGGUCAGACUGGUGGCUCUAGGCCAAAGGACACUGCGCGAUUCCUCUCGCUUGACUAUUUAUAUGAGUUCAAAGACUUCAGAAGAAAGUCCUGAAAUGAGAAAAUGUCUUCC
Molecule: messenger RNA, 1799 nt
Organism: Colletotrichum scovillei
Lineage: Eukaryota; Fungi; Ascomycota; Sordariomycetes; Glomerellales; Glomerellaceae
Product: Snf7 family protein
Exons: 2
Coding region: 726-1412 (228 amino acids)
Biological process (GO): late endosome to vacuole transport; protein transport; endosome transport via multivesicular body sorting pathway
Cellular component (GO): multivesicular body; ESCRT III complex
Source: RefSeq, a predicted model, not a curated record